This is a messenger RNA of Ogataea philodendri, 1293 nucleotides long. RefSeq lists its product as uncharacterized. Gene Ontology annotation, cellular component: intracellular membrane-bounded organelle. The record is from RefSeq and is a predicted model, not a curated record. NCBI's taxonomy places the organism in Eukaryota, Fungi, Ascomycota, Pichiomycetes, Pichiales, Pichiaceae. The transcript has a single exon. Bases 1 to 1293 code for a protein of 430 amino acids. Gene Ontology annotation, molecular function: phosphatidylinositol binding.
AUGGCUUCCCGAAUCAAGUAUCUUCGACGGCGAACGGACAACACAUCUUCGAAGUCUCCUGUUAACCAGCCUCCAAAGGACUCUCCUGAGUACAUCAACAGUCUCGUCUCGCAAUUGUUCGGUCCAAACCACGACUCGCUUCCCGCUCUCACCUCUUCGCCUAAUUUGGACCCUGAACUGUACGCCCUUCUGGGUCUCAUUCUACGCCAGUUUGUCACAGGAUGGUACAAGAACGUGUCCUUUGACGAGAACGAAGAGUUCAUGAACGAAAUCAUCGCCCUAACCGCACACAUGACACGCGAUAUUCAACAGCGAUGUCUCAGGGUGAAUUGGGGCCAGCUGUUCUUCGACGACUUGUUUAUCCUGCUUGAUAGACAUCUUCAGGCAUUGAGAGAAACACAGAUCAGAUCAGGAACAAAGUAUAGCCGCGAUGAUACAAACGAAACAUUGGCCAACUACCUCAUCCUGAACGGUCAUUUUGCUGUUCAAAUCGACGACCCGCAACUCGAAAGCCAGUAUCGCUUGGUGCUGUCCAAGAAAAUGCUGCAACUGCUUCUGCCCAGCGAAGAACUGCACUCAAAGCUGAGUAUGAUGUUUGUGGAAACCAUCUUUUCUGAUCUGCUUCUAAAAAACAUCGUGGAGAACCUUUCUGAUAACUUUAUGUUGUGGAACCUGACAAGAUCCAUAAGCGAGUCUGUUGCCAAACACCCUUCCGAAAACAGACCUUUGUUUGAAAAAUUGAUCGGACUAAGUCGCAGACUGGGCCAUAUUAUUGCAUAUUGUACGUCUGUGUUUUCCAUAAAAGUUGUGCCUGAAACCUCAAUCAUCCAGUAUGCAGUUUUCCCGUUUUCCGACCACUUGGUCCAUUUCAGUGAAAGACACCCAAUCUUGAGUUUCCAGAUUGCAUCGGCGUUCCACAUACUGGACAAGUCUGCAAAAUUCAACCAUCUGUGCAACAAUGUUCUGAAUAAUCUGAUAUACAACAGAGUCCUAACAGACUCUGUGUUGGGGCGGUGCGUUCGUGGACUGCGACACAUGCUAUUCCCCACGGAUGGGCCGUUCAAUACGGCUCCAAGAUAUGUUCCUGAGACACGACAGGAACUGGACCAGAUCAAACUGGCUGCUCAAACUGCUCUCAACAAGGUCGUGAGCCACCCGUACCUGGACACAUCGUCUUUUGUGGACUCAUUUGAGUACAAGCUGAUCAACAAGUCGCUGAUAUGGAGUGUUCUCGAUCUGGUCCUUUGCAAUAUUUUCCCCGAACUAACACAGUCCACCGAACAAGACGAAUAG